AUGUUGAUGGGUGGUUCGGAAACAACAUUCCUUCUGCUUUUACUGUUGCUUGCCAAAGGGUACACCGUAACUAGAGGACGACUACCUUUGGCUGCAAGUGUCAAGCUUACAAUCUUCAUGUGCCUUUACAUAGUUACUUAUGUCACCAUAUUUAUAUAUGAGGCAAAGGUGUUUGAUCCUGGAGAAGUACUAUAUCUCUAUGAAUCACCAGCAGGUUAUGGACUAAUCACCCUUCGAGUUAUGGCAUGGUGUAUGUUUAUAUAUUCCACGAUCUUCACAUUGAAACAUUAUCCUGAAAAGUGCAAUUUCUACUACCCAUUUAACCUGUUCGGUACCAUAUGGUUUAUUGCGGGACCAGCAUUCAUUGUAUCUGCAAAUACUUAUAUUGACAAAUGGGUUAGGGAGUCUGUCGUAUGGGCUGUACUACUACUCAUAGCUUAUGGUGGACACUUGAUGUUCCUGAUUUUGACAACUCCAUCGGUGGCAAACAAGAACUUCCCUUACCACGUAAGAACCACACAAAUUGGUAUAAUGGAAGUUGCUGGUGGAGGUGGAAUGGAUCAAUUCAAUCACCACAUGUAUGAACCGACAACGACGAUUCGAGAGCAAACGGUGAUUAUACCACUGACAAAGAGGACUGAAGAGAUCUUUGAAGGAAUGUGUACUCAGAGAGCGUUCAGUAAAACUUCGCAGAAUGGGAUCAUUCAAAAAAUGGAUGAGCCUCCAGCAAAAGAUGCGACUAUUGAAAAUGUGCUCAGUUGGUCUAUAGCUAAAAAGAUACCUGCUGCAAUCGAACUGCCAGCUCUUGAGAGAAACGACAGAAGUUCAUUGGGUUCAGAUAGUUCUCUAACACCAGAACACAGUAACUCAUUAGCAAUAUUGAGCAGAGGGUCUUCGUUUAGGCAAACUCUCAACGGGAUGAGGAACCAGAUAGACGAUUAUGUCAAGGAAGUGCCAAUAGAACUAUUUACGGUUAGCAAGAUGGUGGUUAUGAGCAAUAAUAAUGCAAAAAAAUCCCACGAAGACCAUGAGGAUUGACGAAUUCACGUCUGCACCACUUUCAUAUAUAAUUUUGUAAUAAGUUCCACUAAGUAUGAUGUAAAUACACUAGUUUUAUACGUAUUAAGAUUUCAUGGUAAUUAAUUUUCUUAUUUUCUCUAUAAUAAAUUGCAUUUAUUUGAAA
Molecule: messenger RNA, 1183 nt
Organism: Acanthoscelides obtectus
Lineage: Eukaryota; Metazoa; Arthropoda; Insecta; Coleoptera; Chrysomelidae
Source: the annotation of a GenBank genome assembly